UCAAUACAAUUCACCGAGUGAUUCAUUAUGUAAGGAACUAUCAAGAUACGUUGAACUUUUAGGGAAAUUCUUGCGGAAUUAGACUUUAAUGGAGAGACCCAGUGGAAGGAAAUGAUUUGGAGCUGUGUAGAGUUUCGAAGACGAUGGCAGAAAGAUAUGAAAGUUGCUCAUCCGAACCAAAGCGCACAGCUGCGGCAUUCUUUCAGCACCUUCCACCAGCAGCGGGAUCGAAGAGGUUAUAUUGAGAACAAAGGUACUUGAAACGUUAUAUCAUGCCUAAGGAGUCUGUAACCCAGGAAACGACCCCAGCGGCAAUGUCGUUCCUUCAGAUUCCAGAGACGUCGUCUGCAGUCGAACUCGUGCCCGGAAACUCUCGAGUUGGUUCGGUAGCGUCUUCGGUGAAGUCUGGUUCGAUACACUUUUCAACAACUGUACGAAUGCUUGCUCCAAUGAUAUGGUCGCGAAUACAGUCUCGUAGAGCGAAAUCAGUGGCCUUUACCACCCCUGUUUCUUUCAACACAAAUGAUUCUUCAAACGACAAUACCAAGGGUCUGGAGCCCUUGCGGUUGGAGGAAGAAUUGGACAUCCAACAUCUUGAAACCCUCAUGUUCAAAUUUAAGACACACAUUCCUGACAAGGUAGAACUCAAGAAAUGGCUGACAAGGAGAGGAUCAGAAUACAGAGAUCCUACCAGGUUUCAUUCUGCUGGGUUAAUGACACAGGAAGAAUUUCAUGAAAUGCUAGCAGAUUUAUUAGAAGUUGAGACAUGGGACCGCCAUAAGGUGGCACUAUUUGAGAAGGAAAUAGGAACAUUAUUUAAAAAGGUUGAUAUUGCAUCUGAUGGCCUUGUUGACUGGGAUGAAUUCUGUACUUAUCUGAUGCUUCAGUUUGACGAGAAUGACCAAGCCACAAAAGUUAAUGGGAAUACUUUUAUUCCUAAGCCAAAUAUUGUUAGGAUAGAUCAUAACAAGGAGACAACAACAAAAAUUCUCACAGAUUUUAAUCCCAUGAGAUAUGUAACAAUUAGUAAGGAAGGAAUUAUUGGAGUCUGGAGUACAGAACUGGACCUUCAAAGGAAAAUUGAAAUGGAGCAUAAUAACUCAGAUGCUGAGCGUACUUCCAACAAGAGACACAUCAAGAUGUGGGUUACAGAUGCUGUUGCUAUGCCAAAUGUGCAUAAGAUGGCUUUAUCUACCACAAACAGAGACAUACAUUUUUAUGAUAUGUCCACACCAAUUUACAUCCCACAAUUUCAUCUUUGUGCUCUUGGAAAUGUGGUUCUGUGUCUUGAUUAUUGUUACAACAAGAAAUUGCCUGCUGGCAAGUCAAUGCUUUUUCUUGGAAUGGACAAUGGCGUCAUUUUGUUCCUUGUGUUCUCUACACCUCUCAAAGGACUGUUUGAGACUCCGUUCAAGAAGACAUCAGGCAGUCACCAGGUUUACCUUCAGGACAUUCCAACUCACUCUCGUUUUGUAUCUUGCCACACUCUGGGGCAAGUCCAUUCUGAUUGGGUGAGGAGAGUGAGGUAUAUUCCAGCAAAGGAGUUCGUUAUUUCUUGUAGCGGCAGUGGAAAAGACUCGCUUGUAGUUAGAGAUAUCGAUGAUAAGAAGCGGAAAACAUACACUUUUAAAGUGGCAAAGGGUGUGGAAUGUUUUGACUACAGUCACAACCUGAAUGUUAUCUGCACCGGUGGAGUGGAUCACGCUGUUCGUCUGUGGAAUCCUUACGUGACAGUGAAACCUGUCGCCAUUAUGAAGGGGCACCAGUCCUCUAUCAUCGACUUGGCAAUUCAUGAGGGUCUGGAGCAGGUCUUCAGUUAUGACAAGGAUGGGGUAUUGAAGGCCUGGGAUAUCAGAGAGCAAGUAUGUCAUCAAACAAUACCCGUCAGGUUCCCAUUUGGCCACAGAAUUCCUGAACACGGACCUUUUCCAUUUCUCCUCAUCACUUCACCCAUCAACUCUCUGUUUAUUGGGAGUAACGAUUGCUUGGCAGAGAUCAAGAUCGUAGCAAUGGGUGCAAAUAAGAACGGUAAGACUACUCACUGGAGACCCCUGACUGCUGCUCUGUACAACUCAAGCAUGGGUCACGUCAUCACGGCUUGUGAAGGGUCCGUUGUAACAUUCUGGGAUCUGAACACCGGACGCCAGGCGCAACACAUUUCAGAGGCACAUGGCACGGAGGAAAUCUCUUGCAUGACAAUUGAUCCUUCAGGGCGGCGUCUUAUGACUGGGGACAGGAGUGGUAACAUUCAUGUUUGGAAUGCCAGUAAUGGUCAUCUGUUGAACAAACUUGAACCUGUGGAGGAAAAUGAAGUGACAGGAAUCAUUUCUCUUCCAGAAAAAAGCAAAAUAAUCACAGUGGGAUGGAAUCGCAAGAUUCUGGUUUAUUAUGACGAUAUGCAGACAUUUUGUCUUCGACCCAACGCAGGUUGGAAAGGAGGGCAGUUGCAUCAGGACGAUAUUUUGACUGCCGCCUACUGUCCCCCAAAUUACCUUGCCACGGCCAGUUUUGACGGGGAUAUCAUUCUUUGGGGUCUGGACCGAGAGAAGAUGAUUCGACGACUGAAAAAAGGAUCUGGAAGUUUGUUAAAAGCUAAGAUUAAAAAGCUGGGCCUUAUCCAAAACAAAAAAUCAUAUCAAAAUAGCUGUGGCGCACCGGUGGACAAGUUAUUGUUUCUUAAAUCAAGAGCUCAGUGGAGGACACAGGAGAGCGCUGUUCUUGUGUCAUCGGAGGCUGGUACUCUGGAGUUUUGGUGUUUUUACGGCGCGAACAGACCCAUGGGAAGAUAUUUCGCUGCCAGUGAGGAUGAAAGUACUAUAUUUGCGUUAACAACUGACCCCAGUAACGAGAUGUUGAUAACUGGUGAUUCUAACGGCACCAUCUCUGUGUGGGACAUCAGCUCUUACUGCAUUUCAAGAGCAGAAGCCAUUGUUGCUCAGGUUUGGUCGACAACUCAAAGAGCUGGCUCCACCGAUGAUAACCCAGAAGGCAAACCUCCAGUACUCUCCAGUUGGCAUGCGCAUUAUGGCUCUGUGUCCAGUGUGGAGUACAUACGACGUGAUGAAGGCGCUUUAUUGCUUUCCGCUUCUGAGGACUGCACAGCAAGGCUCUGGACACUGAACGGUCAAUGCAUCGGAAUGUUUGGGCAGAAGAGGUUGUGGAACGUCGACGAUCCAAGUUCUUACAGACUUGCAGGAAAUAAUGGUCUCGAAGGAAAGGAAACCGAGGAAGAAAAGGGAAGUAACGGAAGAAAAAGUCAACUCGGCGAGAUGGGUGGUUCAAAUGCUGACCGAACCUCCCCACUCAGUGUAAGUCCAGUUCGACGAAGCACUAGUCCAUUAAUCUCCGAACAGCCUCAUUUAAGCAGAAGCACACCCACAACUCCUCGCGAGCGCAGCUUCUUGCCAAGCAUUGAAGUGGCGAUGGCAGGUGAAGAUGGAAGCGAAGAAGACCCAUACUCCUGGAUGAAGAAUGAAUACUACAGGUCCAUGACCAGCUUGGUGCUGGAAAGAUCCUCCAAGAACUCACAGUCGUGGUCUAUCCUGGGGGAUCAUUACAACAAGGAUUUUAGGCGCCGCAUGGAGACGAGGCAAUCGCGAAGAGAUCACGUGGGUAACGUGAACCGAAAGUUAACGUGCGGAGGAGGAUUGGGAAACACCUGUUCUCCUUUCCAAGCGCUUCAUAUCCCUGACACGAAAGAGUAUGAACUGCCAAAAAACAUGCCAGUGUCAUCCCGUAUGACGCACAAGACCAACAGAGCGUCAGCAGAACCCAUCUGGAUGGCUGUCAGACAGGGUGCAUUGCCGCCAUUACCAGCGCUCAAGAGAUCUGACAGCUUCCUCACCAUGGCGGAUUCUGCGUCAGGAAACACGUCGCAGUUCUCGUUUUUGGUUGAAUAAGACUGAAGGAGGCUCACAGCAGGAGGAAUUGGUGAUCAACAGCUUUGCAGUUGUAGUGAUCGGCAUCACAGCAGAGAAAGAUUUGUUUCGCAGUCGACUUUGCCUCAACAAACUUAAGGAAGAACAAUAGGAGAUAAGUCUCGUGUUUAGUGAACAAGCAGAUGAACUUUGGUUAAGACUGCUUACCUCCCUUCUUCAGACGUUCUCGUCAAUGCGACCAUUGCGCCAAAAAUGAAUUAUAUCUCAGUUGGAGAACAUCUUGCUUGAGUUGAAUAUCAGUCAGUAUCGUUUAGGUAAACUUAGGCAUAAUACAAAAGGGUGGUCAAAUAAGAUAAAAUUAUGGACUUGAAGCAGUGUACAUGUGUACUUGUAUUAUAGUAUUAUAGUUUCGCUGACUUUCAGCAACAAAUCCUGGAAUGUAUAUUUUUUUAUGGUAAAUUAUGAUAUCUAUUAUGAAGUUACAUACACCGAGAACUUUGUAAAAAAAAACCACUCCCUAUAUUUAUGUUUAUGAAAUGAUGAUGAUAUGGAAAGAUUAGUGGCUAAUAAUGGACUUAUUUGUAUGUCAUAUGUAAAACAGCUGUAGUUAGAAUACUCGUGAAGAAUUGUUUAAAUAAUACAAGGAGUUGAAUCAGGAUUCAAAAUUUCUCCAUGAAAUUAUUCAAAAUUCAGCCAUGUAGAUUAGGCGAAAAUUCAUGUGAUCUAUCAAAGUACUGUUUUGAAUGUAUAAAUAAGUCAGACAUUAAACUUUUUUACAAACCAUAA
This is a messenger RNA of Stylophora pistillata, 4664 nucleotides long. Its product is annotated as cilia- and flagella-associated protein 337. The record is from RefSeq and is a predicted model, not a curated record. NCBI's taxonomy places the organism in Eukaryota, Metazoa, Cnidaria, Anthozoa, Scleractinia, Pocilloporidae. Gene Ontology annotation, molecular function: calcium ion binding; protein binding.